CUAUAGGUCAGUCAGUAAAAAGCCGUGAUAUUGUUAACGUCUAACAUAACUUAUAGAAAUGUUUAGUUGAAGUUAAAAAUAAAAAUAGAAAUAAUAAUUGUUUAAAAUGUCAUAUCAAACGUCAUAUGAUUCAAAUGGUGGAAAACCAUUUAAGCCAAACAAAGAUCGUGGAUUUUGGUCAAGUUCAAGUGAUUUUUUCUAUGCAUGCGUGUGUAAUUCAUUUCGAAUGGAUGUUGCAUUUGGAGUUGCAGCUGUUCCAUUUAUAACACAUGGAGGAAUUUUCAUGUUUUUGGCAUUGGUUAUGAAUGUUAUCCUCUUCACCUAUCCAAUCGUAUUUAUGCAAUCAUUUUUGGGACAAUUUUCAAGCUCAGGUUUUAUUUCAGCUUUUCGAGUUGCUCCAUUAUUUAAAGGUGUUGGUUACAUUGCUCUUGCAAUGAACGUAUGCUCCUUAACAUUUUAUGCUAUUUAUACUGCUGUCCCAAUUUUAUUUCUAAUAUAUUCUCUAAGUCCAACACUUCCCUGGAGUUGUGAAGCGUGGUUACUUCGUAAUAAAAGUUAUGAUGAUUCUCAUUGCAGUGAUUAUAAUGAAACUGAGGAACUGGACUCAUAUUAUCAUUUAAUGCAAAUUCCGUCAGUGGAGUAUUUUUCGGAACAAUUUCAAACAGCAUUUUCAUUUUCUUUAUACGGAUGUGUUAUUCUUGUUUGGAUAGCCGUUUCACUUACACUUUGUAACACCACUGAAAAGAUUGGACAAAUUCUACGAUAUUCUUCGCUUAGUCUAAUUGCUCUCCUAAGUAUAGUCUCCCUUCGAAUGAUGUUGCUGCCAGGAUCUAUGACAAAUAUUCACAAACAUAUUCAAUAUCAAACCGAAUUUGAUUUUAAAAUGUGCUUCUUUAUGGCUCCAAUGCUGACACUUGCUACUUUUGGUCCUGGAUGGGGUUCUAUUUUAAGCAUGGCCAGUUAUAAUAAUUUUAAAACUGACAUUAACAAAUAUAGUUGGUUGAUUUGUUUUUCACAACUUGGAGUUUUGGUUUUACUUGGAUUGUUGUGCAUGUUUACGGAAUCUCAUUUGACAUCUAUUAGACCAAAUAUGGUAGUACCAACUUACGAUCAACAAUGGACAUCUUUUCUUAGUAUUCCAAGUUCUUUGGCAACUAUGGAAUUUCCACAUCUAUGGACUUGGAUGUUUCUGGCUGUUCUUAUUACUGGAACUUUUAAUCUCAUGAUAACUCAAAUGUUCUCGAUUCUAACAGCUCUCUUUGAUGAAUUCGAAAUACUACGUCUUUAUAAAGUUGAAGUAACUUUGGGGCUUUCUGGCGUAUUAGCACUUAUUUCUGCUUAUUUUUGCACAGAGAAUGGAAUUUACUUUACCGAAAUAGUAGCUGAAUUAAGUAUUUCAACACAAGCAAUUUGCAAUCUAAUGCUUUUGAUAAUUGUUGUUUGGGUAUAUGGCAGGGAACGUUUUCAACGUGAUGUUGAAUUUAUGACAAGUCAGGCUCUACAAACGUGGAAAAUCAAUAUUGUUAGAUUUGUUACACCAAUAUUCUUAGGAGUAACAUUGCUUAUUGGAUUUAUAUUAUUAAUGUUUAGUAGUUAUCGUUAUGGUGUUCCACAAAGUAUUAAUAUUGGUGUUUAUAUAACAUUGAUCACAUGGCUUGCCCUACCGGUAUAUUGUGUAUUUCAACUGUUGCAAACAAACGGAACUCUGGGGAUGAGAUUUAAAAGAUGUGUUAAGCCAACAGAUUGGUAUCCAACUGAUGCUGAACAAAGGCAACAGUAUGAAGAGACAAUUGAUAAUCCUGAAACAUUCCAACCGUUGACAACUAUAGUUCUGUAAAAUAAAUCUAUAUUAAGUAUUAGAA
Molecule: messenger RNA, 1862 nt
Organism: Eupeodes corollae
Lineage: Eukaryota; Metazoa; Arthropoda; Insecta; Diptera; Syrphidae
Product: sodium- and chloride-dependent neutral and basic amino acid transporter B(0+)-like
Exons: 10
Coding region: 107-1837 (576 amino acids)
Biological process (GO): sodium ion transmembrane transport
Cellular component (GO): membrane
Source: RefSeq, a predicted model, not a curated record